UUUUCUAUGAUUCCCAAGAAGUCCAUCUGACAUUUUACUGAUAUGUUUUGAUUUAUUAUCAAGUAAAUAAUUCGAAUACAAAAGAACUUGAUGUGAAGAAAUUAUGGGUAUUAUAUUUGGAAAAAGAAAACCCCCAUCUAGAGUUACCCAACAUGAUAGAGCUGUCCUUCAACUAAAGCAACAAAGAGAUAAAUUGAAACAGUAUCAAAGGCGAAUAGAGAUAGCUUUAAAUUUAGAUAGGGAGUUAGCUAAAAGUCUUAUAGCUAAGGGUCAAAAAGAUCGAGCAAAGCUUUUACUUAAAAAGAAGAGGUUUCAAGAACAGCUACUUAUCAAAACAGAUGGACAACUCCAAAACUUAGAACAACUGACACAUGAUAUUGAGUUUGCCCAGAUAGAGUUGCAAGUGGUUGAGGGUUUAAAAAUAGGUAGUGAAGCUCUUAAGAAAGUUAAUGAUGCAUUGAAUAUAGCCGACAUCGAAAAAAUAAUGGAUGAUACUCGAGAAGGGAUGGAAAAACAACAGGAAAUAAGCGCUAUUAUCAGUGGUAACUUAACUGAAGAAGAUGAAGAGGCUGUGGAUGAAGAGUUUGCUGCAAUUUUGAGUGAACAAAUGCCGGAGGUACCAGAAGUUGCUGUGACUGUAGAACCUUCUUUGCCAGAAGUACCUACUGAACCAAUUGAAGAUUCUAUCAAAACUAAGAAGAAAAAGUUGGAGGAACCCAUUGCUCUGGAAGCCUAAUUUGAGUGAACAAACUCACUUUUUAUUGGUAUUGUAAUUAUCUGUUUAUAAAAUUGCUAUACAGAUAUUUGUAUGUUUAUACUCCUUAUGUAUGAUUAGUUAUUGAAAAAAGUUAUAUUCAAAAA
Molecule: messenger RNA, 861 nt
Organism: Harmonia axyridis
Lineage: Eukaryota; Metazoa; Arthropoda; Insecta; Coleoptera; Coccinellidae
Gene: Vps20
Product: charged multivesicular body protein 6-A
Exons: 5
Coding region: 104-736 (210 amino acids)
Biological process (GO): late endosome to vacuole transport via multivesicular body sorting pathway; vesicle budding from membrane
Cellular component (GO): multivesicular body; ESCRT III complex
Source: RefSeq, a predicted model, not a curated record